AAUUGUUUCGUCUCGUUCAUCGGUUCACCGCUAAACUCGCGCGUGUCUGAAAGCAAAGCCUUCCAUUGUAACGUAACGUAAGCCAAGUAAUGAAAUUAAAUUUAAAAAUUUAUUAACUAAAUUGGCCCAGUCUUGUCUGAAGGCAUCAAAUUUUCAUGCGCUAGUGAAAUAAAAGAAAGAAAUAUUUGAAUCAAACCAAAAGAAAGCGAGUAUAUUUUUCAUAAUACGAAAUAGUGUGAAAAGUGCUUUUUACAGUUGAAUUACACGAGAAAAAAGUGAGAGGUGAUAGGGUGUUUCAGUUAUGUGCAGCAAUUUUCGUUAUUCUCUAUUUCUAUUUUAACUUAAAACACGGACUUAAAGUUCCCAAAUUUUAUAACAUAGGAGGGGGAAAUGUUGUAAAAUCGUUUUUAACAUUUUUUUACUACGCUUGAUAAAUGAAGCAUGAAAGUGCAGGCGGCGGCGACAGCAUACAUCCAUCUACACAACCCAUGCAUAUGUUUGGAGGAAUGAGUGAGUGAAUACAUCAACGAAAAGGACCGACCAUCAAACGGCUAUUUUUCUUCUACGGAUCUGGACAAUAUUUUUUUAAUGGUCUUUUGAAACUAGAACAAAUAUUGAGUGUGUGCGUGUGUGUGUAUGGUUGUUUGUUUAAAUGGCCGUAAAAUUGUGAAAACAAUUCAGUGAAGUUCAUCUCGUGUAUUUGAUAGGCUUUUAAUUGUUUGGCGUGCCACAACCGAGAAACAUUAAUUGUGAAUAUUUAUUAACCACCCAUCGCUACAAGACUACGCUUGCACGAACACCAGAAAAAUAAGCAAAAUUGUUGAAAUUGUUGCGGGCAGCAGAAGAAUGUUGAUGUGAAAUACCUUUGUCCACAUCAAAAGGGGGCAUGAGAACGAACACAACACCAACAAACUAAAUAGUGGAGUUGAUGUGUAUACAUUUUUUCAUUUCUCCCCCUUGUGGAAUUUAUAAAGAAACCAGACCUUAGUAAAUGAAAAAAGUCUGUUUUAUACUACUUACCUAUACAGAAAACUUGUCUAAUCUUGAGUCUGGCUGAUUGCAUUAAAUAAAGUCCUCAGCUCCCCCCGCAACCAUAAAUAAUAACCAUUGAGAAGUUUACAAUAACUCGCCAAGCAUACAUAUCUACCCUACCAACCAACAAAAAAAAAUAAUCACCAGUUUACGGUACAUUUUCAACAAGUUGAAAUAGGUAUCCGUCAAAGGCAGCCACACCAAUGAAACAAAAUACCAAAAUAAAAAAAAAACAAUAACAAACAAAUAAAAGUGUCGAUAUUAUUGGAUAUUUUACUCUCUCUUUCUCUCUCCCUCUGCUUAACUGCCUUUUUUCUUUCCACCCAAAAGACCUCAAAGGGGCUAAACAGCCAGCAAAAAUCAAAACAAACUUAAAAAUACAGGUUUGGCAAGUACAAGAACAAGUACUCGCAAAAACAGCAAGAACAACCACAGCAUCGAUUAACCGCAUAGCGUUGGCAAAUAUUUGGGAAUAACAAAAACAAGAACAAUAUAUUCAGACAACUACACACAUACAUCAUAAUCGUUAUCAACACAACUCCAGUUUUCAUUCUUAAGUUGUCGUCUCGUAUAACAUCGUCAAAACAUUGUGUUCGUCGGCAUCCAUCUACAAAAACAAAGACAAACAUCUGAAAGACGACAGCUGCAUUUUGCAUCGUCCUUGAGCCGCACACCUCAUCACCCUCUAGCCCCAUAAAAAGAGUUCGCUGACUGUUCGCGUUUCUAACUCUUUGGCAUUGUUAUUGUUCAUUUGUCGGCAGCAGCAUAAAUAAACUACAAUCAAAAAGCCGUAUGUACUAUUUUUUUUGUUGGAUUGGUCGGUCUUUUGAGAAACCUGGCUUUUGCUGCCUCAGCGCUGCUGCGUUUGCUGUCACUUGGGCGCUUAACCUGUUUUAAUCUCAUUGUGCCUGGUGCAUAUUUUGAGAAUUGCAUUGUUUCCGUCGCUUUGUUUUGUUGUUGUUAUUUUUAUUUCUUUAUACGGUGCGACAACGGAUUUUCAUGAGUGCAAAAAUGAAUAAUUUUUCAUCAGCAGCAACAACAACUGAAACAUUGCCCAAGAGUGGCCAUGUUAAUGAAGUUUGCAAGGAGUGGUUGGUGCGAGAAGAUGGUGCUUUAGCCUAUAAAUUACAAUCACAGGAGAUCACAGACUUUUACAAAGGCAAUCGCACCCGCAAUGCUGUAGUAAGAGAGGAUUUCCCCACAGCAUUGCAAGAGCAGCUGAAAGAGAAAGAAACAGCAGAAAAACAAGCCGAAGCCUAUAGGCGUAGGCUAAAGGAGCAGGAGGAAUAUGAUAAACGAGUGGCCAAAGAAAUAACCGACAAAUUGGAAAGAGAUUUGCAGGAACAAAGAUUAAGAGAGCUCGAAAGUGAAAAAUUGGCUCAAGACAUGCAGGCUAUUUAUGUGAAUCUACCACCGGCGUUGCCGCCACCAUCGGCACGCGAUAAAAAUAAGGUACCACCACCUAGGCCAGCCAAAAGUUCCACAUUGUUACAAAGCAAUCAACAACCCAUAUCACCACCAAAUGGCUAUCGUAAUCCCAACAGUCCACAGUUUCCCAUACAAUUGCAACAGCAUCACUUUUCCAAUGCGGAUGGUGGUUAUGUUGGUCUAUCAUUACAUGCAACAACGGCUCAGCUGCAGCAACAUCAUAGAUCGCCAACAAACAGCCACAAUCAUAACCUCAACCACAAUAAUCUAGUGAAACUCUCGCCAGAGAAAUAUGACUGUCUGGUGGGAAAUGCCACCCCCAAUCAAACACCACCCACAGGGGUUAAGGAGCGUCAUUUGCAAGAGCACGCCGAUGACAUAGAACUGUAUGUGGAUCCAUGCGAUUAUAAGGAAAUCGGUUUGCCCAUGGCCGAAAUCAAAGAAAUGAAUGCCAAAUUAAAGCAGGAGCAAAAGGAUGAGCUUUUGGCUCGCCGCUUGCAGGAGUUGGAGGUACAGGAUGGCAUGACCCUGGAGGAACGAGAUCGUAUGCUGGCCAUCGAAGCUCAAGACAAAGAACUUGCUAAAAUGCUCCAAGAAAGGAUGGAUUUUACUACUUGGGAUAUAUUAAGACCUGGCGUUGUAACCAUACGCCAUGGAUGUAAUUUUUCGCGUGCCUUUGCAUGUUUACGAAUUGAAGCUUUCAAGGGAAUAUUACCACGUAUGACAACAACAAAAAGAAUAUGGGAAAAAGCCAAAGCUAAACGUGCCAAAGAAAAAGCUAGACAACGUAAAAGCCAACAAGCCAAGGAACCAACCACAAUGCCACACAGUCAACCUUUACCAUCCGCUAAUGGUCAUUUGCCCCUUAUGGCCCAUGAGAAUGGUAUGCUCACUUCAAACAGCUCCUCGUCGCGACACAGCCAACUGUCAGCCAUUGAGGGCCAACAAUAUCAUGCAGACCAUGAAGAUCCCUUGGAUUUGGAUGCCUACUCUAAUCCCAUAGACGUUCUUAAACACAGCCAACAACGCACACAAAAUGGAUGCCUAACAAAUGGCAGCCUGCAAAGAGAUUUAGUCAGUCAACAGGCUAGACAUGCUAGUCUAGCCAGAGAGGAUGAUAUCUACACACUACCCGUCGAUAGUUGCCGUCCUGGUCACAGCGUUGCCAACAAUAGUAACGCGAAUUUGAGGCCAGCUUCCAUGAAUGUGUGUGCGGAAAAUGGAUUGACAGUGGGUAGUGCGGGUGUUGGGGCAUAUUCACAAAAUUCCAUGACCAGAUCGGAAAACUUUUCCAUACACUCUCAUGACUCCAUGAAUUCUCGUCAUAGCUCCAAUUCCAAAACUCAAGCCUUUGAUCAAAACUCUAGCCCCACACCUCCUUACAUGCCAAUUCAGGGUACACGAAGAUCAAAUUCAAGUGAAGAUCGUAAAAAGAAAUCCAAGGACAAUAAAUGUACCCAUCAGUAAAUUUAAGGAAUAAAAAGUGAUGAUCACAAUUAUGGAUGCAGCAAAACGUAAAGAGAGCAAAGUCCAUGACAAAUAAAUUGUUAUUGCAAAAACUGUUGCAGAUUUAUUAGAUACGACAGAAAAAUAAGGAGAAACACAUAAACUAAGUCAUGGUUUCCAAUAAGAAAGGAAAGGAAAAGAAAGGAGAGGAGAGGCAUACCAAUUUGCACACCACCUUGCUAAACUACCAGAAGACUUUUUAUCCUACCCAAAGACUUAGAGAGCACCCCUAACCACUAUGGAAACCUUGUUCUCCCCCACUUUGGCUUAUUCGUCUACCGUUGCCCUAGAUAGCUGAAAUUGCUGAAAUAUUUGAAUAUCAAAAGAAUAUAUGAAAGAAACUGAUUUUUAGUAGAACUGUUUUUUAAUAUUCCAUUUUAUAGUUUGGGUAAUUCGCUCGCCCACAUACACCAUAUACGCAUAGAUAUACCAUAUAUUAAUUUAUAGAAUGAAAUUUUCUAAAUUAUAUCUAGAUAACUAUUAUAUAUGUAUGUAUGUACCCAUAUGUAUCGAUUGCAUUACUUACUUACUGCGUACAUGUAUGUAUGUAUCAUAAUUUACAAUCAAAACUUAAGUAUUAAAUAUUUAAGGGUAUUUUCUAUGAUCUAUUUCUAUUUAUGGUACUUGCAUUCAAAUACUUAUACAUUUUUUUCCUAUGAUAUAAGCUUGGAAAUAAAUUAAUAUUGAAAAAUAAUCAAAAACAAGUAAAACAAGGGAAUAAGUUCGGUCCGGCUGAACUGUGGAUCCCCACCACCUCGAA
This is a messenger RNA of Stomoxys calcitrans (stable fly), 4726 nucleotides long. RefSeq lists its product as uncharacterized. NCBI's taxonomy places the organism in Eukaryota, Metazoa, Arthropoda, Insecta, Diptera, Muscidae. Bases 2032 to 3927 code for a protein of 631 amino acids. The record is from RefSeq and is a predicted model, not a curated record. The transcript has 11 exons.